AUGAAGGAUAAGACAUUUAUUUGUGCGCUACACGACGAUAUUCGAUUGGAUAUGUCGGUUGAUCGACUGGAUACACUGCGUCGUAUCUAUGUGGAGCGUGAAGAGAAUCAGCUGAUCGCGAAACUUUUCCAAAGCACUGAUUCAACCAAAUUGACACUUCGAGUCGGAACAUUAAUAUUCCACCAGAUCGGUCAAUUGUUGCCAGAACAGUUGAAAUCAUUCCACAAUAGCGAUUUCAUCUUUCCGAUUGGCUAUAGUGUGACGCGUAUCUUCUGGUCACCGUUCAACGCCACAGAACGAAUGCGUUUCGAUUGCUCGAUUCGAGAUAAUAAAUCGCACGCUGAGUUUGUGAUCGCUUACGACACGAAUCGUGAAAUAAGGGAAUCAUCUGCGACA
This is a messenger RNA of Anisakis simplex (herring worm), 396 nucleotides long. The record is from the annotation of a GenBank genome assembly. Lineage: Eukaryota; Metazoa; Nematoda; Chromadorea; Rhabditida; Anisakidae.